Molecule: messenger RNA, 426 nt
Organism: Centrocercus urophasianus (Greater sage-grouse)
Lineage: Eukaryota; Metazoa; Chordata; Aves; Galliformes; Phasianidae
Product: feather keratin 1-like
Cellular component (GO): intermediate filament
Molecular function (GO): structural constituent of cytoskeleton
Source: RefSeq, a predicted model, not a curated record
AUGGGCCUGAGGCAGUGGAGGAACAGUAUAAAAGUAUAUUCAUCUCCUCAUUCCCUCAUCCAUUCUUGCUUCCAUCUCUCUGCGAACAAGGUGCCCCUCCAGACACAAGACAUGUCCUGCUACGACCAGUGCCUGCCACGCCUGCCCUGCCAGCCCUGCGGCCCCACCCCUCUGGGCAGCAGCUGCAACGAGCCCUGCGUCAGGCAGUGCCAGGACUCCAACGUCUUCAUCCAGCCCUCUCCCGUGGUGGUGACCCUGCCCGGACCCAUCCUCAGCUCCUUCCCGCAGAACACCGCCGUGGGAUCCUCCACCUCCGCUGCCGUUGGCAGCAUCCUCAGCUCUGAGGGCGUGCCCAUCUCCUCUGGAGGCUUUGGCCUCUCUGGCAUUGGCAGCCGCUUCAGUGGCAGGCGGUUCUUCCCCUGCUAA